Chelonia mydas (Green sea turtle) is the source of this 1827-nucleotide messenger RNA. RefSeq names its product transmembrane protein 229B. Bases 444 to 947 code for a protein of 167 amino acids. The transcript has 4 exons. The record is from RefSeq and is a predicted model, not a curated record. Lineage: Eukaryota; Metazoa; Chordata; Testudines; Cheloniidae.
AGUCUCUUAAAGCGGCAAGCGCGUGCUGGCAGGUGAGCGGCAGGGAGCUGAGCCGGACCCCACCGCGCGCCAGCCAGGCACCAGGCACGCAAAUCUAAGUGCCGGUGGAGCGGAGCCGUGGUCCAAGGCGGAACGGGGACGCUGCGGGUGUCCUCUGCCUUUAGAGUUGGGAAUUUGCAGCCUGAGACUGCGCAUGGCAAAUCUUGCCGCCGAACGGGCCAGCUAAGAGCGGCGUGGAAGUCAGGCGAGGCUGGAAGCAGAGUGGCAGGCUCGAACGCCAGCCACCCAGUGCGCUUUGCCAGGGCGGCUAACCAAGGCUCAGCACGACGAUAGCACCGUGCUGCCACCCUCGUUUUACCGCUGGGGAAACCAAGGCAGGGCGCACGGAAGGGACGUGCCCAGGGUGUCAGUGGCGGAGCUGAGAAUUGGACCUAGGAAUCCAGAUGAUGAGAUCCGGCGCCAUGGGCGGCCGGGCCGAGCCCCUGAGCCCCCUGACCCGCUGGUACAUCUACGCCAUCCACGGGUACUUCUGCGAGGUGAUGUUCACGGCCACCUGGGCCUUCGUGGCCGAGCGGGACUGGAAGUUCCCGGGCGUCACCAGCGUCUGGGCCCUGUUCAUCUACGGCACGUCCAGCCUGGUGCUGGAGCGGAUGUACCUGCUGCUGCGGGACCGCUGCCCCCUGCUGAGCCGCUGCCUGUGUUACACCCUCUGGAUCUACCUGUGGGAGUUCGCCACCGGCUACCUCCUGCGCCGGUUCGAUGCCUGCCCCUGGGACUACAGCCAUUUCCGCUACCACCUCAUGGGGCUGGUGACGCUGGAGUACGCCCUCUUCUGGUUCCUGGGCUCCCUGGUGCUGGAGAAGCUGGUCAUCGGGAACACCCUGCGGCUGCGGCUGGAGGGGCCCAGCCCCCCGGCCGCCCCCGUCGCACCCCGCAAGGACACCUGAGCGCGACGCAGGCUGGGGCCGGCCGCCCCUCCCUGGACCGUCCUGCUGCAGCUCCCGGAGCUGCCUGACGCGAGAGCCGGUGAGGGGGCGGCCCGGCGGGGUGGGGUGAAGCUCUGAUCGUCCCGUCCUCGCUCGCUUCCCGACCCCGAGACCCUCCCGCUGCCCGGACCACUCCUGCUGCGUGGAACCCACCUGGCAUUCUGUCCCUCCCCCAGUGCCAAUGCCGGGAGAUUCCCCGGGUCUGCCAGGAGGGACCCUGGGCCCAGUUCUCAGCCCCACACCCCCCAUCCCUGUGCUUGGUGGCAGAAUGGGGCGCAGGGAGCUUUUAGCCCCCGUUGGUGCUCUCCCCGCCCAUUCUGGGCCGGGGUCAGCUAUGUUUCUCCGCAGCUGGUCCAUGCACCGGCACCGAUCCCUGAGAUCCGCCUGCUGCAGUUUAGGAAGGCAGCAAACCGGUCCCGGGUAUCAAAAGGGUUGAGAAACACUGGGAUAGAGCAACCUCGGGGCUGCUCUGAAUGGGUCUCUGCACUCCAGCCACGCCCCCGAUCCCCCCAGACAUGGUGGAGGGUUGUGCUCCACACCAGGUGGGAAGACCCUCUUUAGGGGUUGGAAAUCUCAGGGGCGGGGGUCUCUGUUCCCCCCAGGGCUGCAUAAAGGACUCUUUGCAUAAUUAAUCUUUGCCCCCCCGGGGGUGGGGGCAGCUGCUCUUCUCAGGUGUUGCUGCUGGAAGCUGGGGGUCCCCUUUUGCUGCUAGAUUUUUCUCAUGAUCGUGGCUCUGACAGGGGCCAGAGCCGCCCCCCGACUCAGGGAUCGGCCACAGUUCUGUUCACUCAGGUGCUGGGGAUGCAGCGUGUCAUUAAAAAGUUCUUUUGUUUCUCUAUCA